GCCUUUAAGAGCGUCAUCGCACAUUGUGUCGGUACCGGUGUCCGCUGUUUCGUGUUGUGUUUUCAUUCCCCUUCUGUACGGUCAUGUCUGCUCAUUCCGCCGAAGAACCGUUCCCGUUUCACGGGCUGCUCCCGAAAAAAGAAACCGGCGCUGCUUCGUUCCUCACCAAGUACCCGGAGUACGAUGGCCGAGGGGUGCUCAUCGCGAUCCUCGACACCGGCGUGGACCCAGGGGCCCCGGGCAUGCAGAUCACCACAGAUGGAAAGCCGAAGAUCGUGGACAUCAUCGACACGACGGGCAGCGGCGACGUGAACAUGUGCACGGUGGUGGAGGUGAAGGAGGGCAGUGUGAGCGGCCUGACGGGACGCACACUUAAAAUUCCUGCAGCGUGGGUGAAUCCCACAGGGAAAUAUCACAUCGGAGUAAAGAACGGUUAUGAUUUCUUCCCUAAAGCUCUUAAAGAGAGAAUACAGAAAGAGCGUAAGGAGAAGCUGUGGGAUCCGACACACCGAGCGGCUCUCGCUGAGGCCAGCCGCAGGACAGAAGAGUUUGAUCAAACACACACAAACCCCUCACAGAUGGAGAAGCUCCAGAAGGAGGAGCUGCAGUGUCAUGUGGAGCUGCUGGGAAUGCUGGAGAAGAAAUACAGUGAUCCUGGACCCGUGUAUGACUGUAUAUCAUGGCACGACGGGGUCACGUGGAGGGCUGUGGUGGACACGUCUGAGUGUGGAGAUCUGUCGUCCUGCACUGUCCUCAGCUCUUACAGAGAGAGACAGGAGUUCUGCACGCUGGGAUUCGCAGAAAUGCUCAACUUCUCCGUCAACAUCUACGACGAGGGAAACACACUCUGUAUUGUCACCAGCGGAGGGGCCCAUGGGACACACGUGGCCAGCAUCGCAGCAGGUCAUUUCCCAGAUGAACCCGAGCGUAACGGUGUGGCUCCUGGAGCUCAGAUCCUGGCGCUGAAGAUCGGAGACACUCGCCUGAGCACCAUGGAGACGGGAACCGGCCUCAUACGAGCGAUGAUUGAAGUUAUAAACUAUAAGUGUGAUCUUGUGAACUACAGUUACGGUGAAGCGACGCAUUGGCCAAACUCAGGGAGAAUCUGUGAGGUCAUCACGGAGGCUGUACAGAAGUAUAAUGUCAUGUUCGUGUCGAGUGCAGGGAAUAACGGCCCGUGUCUGACCACUGUGGGCUGUCCUGGAGGAACCACCAGCAGUGUGAUCGGAGUGGGAGCGUAUGUUACUCCAGAUAUGAUGGUGGCUGAGUAUUCUCUGAGAGAGAAGCUUCCUCCUAAUCAGUACACCUGGUCGUCCCGCGGGCCCUGCACAGACGGCGCUCUGGGCGUCAGUAUUAGCGCUCCGGGCGGCGCCAUCGCCUCCGUGCCCAACUGGACGCUGCGCGGCACACAGCUGAUGAACGGCACCUCCAUGUCCUCCCCGAACGCCUGCGGAGGAAUCGCCCUGGUGCUGUCAGGUCUGAAGCAGAACGGUCUGCGGCCCACAGUGCCGGCGGUGCGCAGAGCUCUGGAGAACACUGCUCUGAAGGUGGAGGAGAUCGAGGUGUUUGCGCAGGGACACGGAAUCAUACAGGUGGAGCGGGCGUUCGACUACCUCAUGCAGCACAGUUCUCUGGCCUCCAGCAGUCUGGGCUUCAGCGUCAGUGCAGGAUCUCAGAGAGGGAUCUACCUCAGAGACGCCACACACGUCACUGCGCCAUCUGACCACGGCGUCGGCAUCGAGCCGCUCUUUCCAGAAAACACCGAGAACGCAGCUCGUAUCUCUCUGCAGCUUCACCUGGCGCUGGUCUGUAAUGCGGCCUGGGUUCAGUGUCCGUCCCAUCUGGAGCUCAUGAAUCAGUGCAGGCAUGUGAACGUGCGCAUCGACCCACAGGGCCUGCGAGAGGGGCUGCACUACACAGAGGUGUGUGGAUACGACACGUCUGCUCUCAGUGCCGGCCCGCUUUUCAGAGUGCCCAUAACCGUUAUAAUCCCUACCAAAGUAUCUGACAGUCGCAGUCAGGAGCUCUCUUUCACUGAUGUCCACUUCCGGCCAGGACAGAUCCGACGCCACUUCAUCACCGUCCCUCAAGGAGCAUCAUGGGCAGAGAUCUCGCUGACGUCUCACACUGGCGACGUGUCCUCGAAGUUCGUCCUGCAUGCGGUUCAUCUGGUGAAGCAGCGAGCGUAUCGAGCCAACGAGUUCUACAAGUUCUCCUCGCUGCUGGAGAAAGGCUCGCUCACAGAGGCCUUUCCAGUGCUGCCAGGACGAACUCUGGAGCUGUGUAUUGCGCGCUGGUGGGCCAGUCUCGGUGACGUCACCAUCGAUUAUGUCAUUUCCUUCCACGGCCUGGUGACGUCGCCCUCUCCUAUUCACAUCCACGCUUCUGAAGGCAUUUCCAGUUUUGAGGUUUGCUCUCCAUUGAGAUACGAAGAUGUUUCUCCAACAAUCACACUGAAGAACUGGGUUCAGCCGCUGCGGCCUGUAAGUGCUAAAAUCAAACCGCUGGGCUUGAGAGACGUGUUGCCCAACAACAGGCAGCUCUAUGAGCUCGUCCUCACGUAUAAUUUCCACCAGCCGAAGAGCGGCGAGGUGACGCCCAGCUGUCCGCUGCUCUGUGAGUUAUUAUACGAGUCUGAGUUCGACAGUCAGCUCUGGCUCCUGUUUGACCAGAACAAGAGGCUCAUGGGAUCUGGAGACGCGUACCCACACCAGUACUCUCUGAAGCUGGAGAAAGGUGACUACACAGUGCGUCUGCAGGUGCGUCACGAGCAGCAGAGCGAGCUGGAGCGUCUGAAGGAUCUGCCAUUCGUAGUGUCUCACCGUCUGUCCAACACACUCUCGCUGGACGUCUACGAGACGCACCGCGCCGCCCUGCUGGCCAAGAAGAAGGCCAACUCCAUCACACUGAGCCCCGGCGCCUCACAGCCAUUUUACAUCACCAGUCUGCCCGACGACAAGAUCCCCAAAGGCGCCGGUCCGGGCGGGUUCAUCUCCGGCUCUCUGGUUCUGCCCAAGAGUGAGUUCGGCAAAAAAGCACAGGGACAAGCUUCAGCCAAACGACAAGGAAAAUUUAAAAAGGAUAUCGUGCCAAUCUUUUACCACCUGGUUCCUGCUCCCAACAAAAGCAAGAACGGGAAAGAGAAGGAGAAGGACUCGGAGAAGGAGAAGGACGUGAAGGAGGAGUUCAGUGAGGCGCUGCGGGACCUGAAGAUCCAGUGGAUGAGCAAACUGGACAGCAGUUCCCUGUAUGAGGAGCUGAAGGACGCGUUUCCUACACAUCUGCCACUGCACAUGCAGAGACUCCAUCAACUCGACUCUGAGAAGGAGCGUCUGAAGCAUCUGCCGGAGAUUGUAUCCGCUGCAGAGUCCGUGAUGUCACACAUUGAUCAGACGGCGCUGGCGGUUUACCUCACCAUGAAGACGGACCCACGGCCCGACGCCGCCUCCAUCAAGAGUGAUAUGGAGAAGCAGAAGGCGUCUCUGCUGGAUGCGCUCUGCAGGAAGGGCUGUGCUCUGGCCGAUCAGCUGAUGCAGACGCCGCUGCAGGACGGGGCCAGUGCCGGACAGGUGAGCAGCUCGGAGGAGGAGUCGGUGGGCGUGGCCAAAGCUCUGACUGACACCUUCUGGGAGCUGCAGAAGUGGGCGGAGCUUACGGACUCAAAGGUUUUGUCGUUCUCCUAUAAACAUGCGCUAGCCAAUAAGAUGUACGCACGAGCCCUGAAAUACGCCAUCAAGAUUGUAGAGGACAAACCCAGCAGAGACAACUCCAAGAACUGCUUACAGCUGAUGCGUUCUCUGGGCUGGACACACUGCGUCUCGUUCACUGAGAGCUGGCUGCCGAUCCUCUUCCCGGCAGACUUCACACCCUUCUAAUCAUCACAAACACACACACACACACACACACACACACACACUCCUGUUUUUAACCAAGAGGAGACUUUUAAUGCCUUCUGGAUCAUCACAAACCAAACCUCACAUCACACACACACACACACACACAUCCCUCAUGGACCCCAUGAUGCCUUCAGUGUGUGUUUGACUGACUCUUCAUCAGGACGUGUGUUAAACACAUGCAGUUUAUUGACUGAGACAUGAUUAUGGAGCGUUUGCUCACAACUGUUUUUCAUAACAACAAUACAAGCGUAAAUAUAUACGGCAAUAUGAUGGACAUCGAGUGUGUGUGUGGGUGUGUGUGUGUGUGUGUAUGUGGCGCUCACGUUUCACCCUACAAAAAGAAAACUUCCUUUUUUUUUGUUCUAAUAUUUGGAUUAAACUUAUUUUGUUUAAUUUGUUUACCUUUUUUGAUCAAUUUAAUUACAUUUUUACCCCCCCCCUCAAUUUAUUUUAUUUUUUUUACAUUUAUUUAUUUUUAUUUCUUAUAUUUUAAAUAUUUUUUUCCUCGUUUGAAUUUAUUUUCCAUUUCUUCAUUAUUUUGGCUUGACCCUAGUGUGUGUGUCAAAUGUAUGCAUGUUUUCUAAACACACGAGGGUCUCGUCAUGUGCCGUUCUCUCGUCCGUCUGCAGGGUUUUCUCUUUUCUGAGCCUGGACUCAUUUCUCUUUUUUGGCCUGUGUGAAACCAAGACAUUUUUUGCGCACGUGUGUGUGUGUGUGUGUGUGUGUGUGUGUGUGUGUGUGUGUGUGUGUGUGUGUGUGUGUAUGUGUGAGCCUUCAUUAAGGGUUCAGACGCAGUAAAUGCAGAAGAGACGACGCCAGCCAGCAUUCAUGCUCACAUUUUCAGCAGCUCCUCCAGAUUCGCAUUCAAGCACAUCUCCUCCGCGGGUCGCCACUUUUCUAUUGUGUGUGUGUGUUGUUUGUUGAUUUUCAGGGUGAUGCGAAAGGCAGGAUCUUCAAAAAUGGCCUUAAAUAUUCACAAUCAUUAAAGGGACAGUUCAGCCAAAAAAUGAUUAGCGAGAUUGUUUGAGUUUCUUUCCUCUGUGGAACACAAAGACAUUUCUUACUUUAGCAGAACAUUCUUCAAAAUAUCUUAUUUUGUGUUGGCCAGAAGAAAGAAAUUCAUAAAUGUUUACAACCACUUAAAUAAAUGAGAACAUUUGUAUGUUUUGGCGUGUACUGUCUCUUUAAACCCGUCCGUUUCCUCCGCACUCUUCAGGAAAUCUCAUAUCACUCUCUAUUAAGAAUCCCUUGAAUAUCUUCAGAUAUAUUUAUGGAUGUCUUGUAUUUAUAAAGUACAGAUGAAAUCUAGUUAAUGCCAAUAUUUUAAAGUCAUUUUAAUUCAUGCAUAGAGUAGUUAGGUGUUCUUUUAUAUCCAAUGCUAUUCGUGGGAUGUUUCAGAAAUGACAGACGGUUAUUUUGUUAAAUGUGCUGAACGAUGAUGAUGAUGAUGAUGAUGAUGAUGAUGAUGAUGUAUUUGAGGAAGAUUCGGAAUAAAAUGAUCUGGAACUGA
Molecule: messenger RNA, 5406 nt
Organism: Danio aesculapii
Lineage: Eukaryota; Metazoa; Chordata; Actinopteri; Cypriniformes; Danionidae
Gene: tpp2
Product: tripeptidyl peptidase 2
Exons: 29
Coding region: 84-3875 (1263 amino acids)
Biological process (GO): proteolysis
Cellular component (GO): cytosol
Molecular function (GO): serine-type endopeptidase activity; tripeptidyl-peptidase activity
Source: RefSeq, a predicted model, not a curated record